CUGAAACGAAAGCCAAUCGGUCGUGAUAUUCUCACACGCGCAGCUGCUUUUCAAUCGGCUCUGUGUUCGUUCGUUUGUUUGUGCUAUAACUGCUACCCCCGCCCACUGCGAUCAUCCGCCUUGCCCCCGCCCCCGCAGUUCCCGUGCGCCGCGAACAAAGAGUGGAAAAUUUUGGUGUCAGCUGAAAAGGAAACCCUUUAGCCAUCUUAUUUGGGCCCCGUAACGCUGCGGCCCCCCGUAAACACCGGAUUCGUUGUAUCCCCCACCUGGAUGGGUGUGAGUAUGCCAGUGAACUGUGCCAACAAGGACUGCCUGGGUCUCCGUAAGCGUGUCUGUGGUCUGCAUCAAACCUGGAAGUGGCUGCAUCAGACGCCCGACCUGCACGAAUACCUCAUCUCGGCCAGCUCCGUGGCUGCAAACACAUCCCGAACCACUAAGAACGCCACAGUCUAAAGUCCAGAGCGACCAAAGCCAUUUAAAGACCAAAACGAAUACAUAGCGUAGAUAGUAGACCAUACAUAACCUAAAGAAGAGCGCACACAGAGACCACAUAGAACCGGGCAGACGACAACCGUAGAAACCAACCAACCAAUCAACCCGUCAAGAGCUUUUUUCGACACCAUUGACCUUGUUUCGCUUGCAAGCG
Drosophila sechellia is the source of this 646-nucleotide messenger RNA. RefSeq lists its product as uncharacterized. The transcript has a single exon. The record is from RefSeq and is a predicted model, not a curated record. NCBI's taxonomy places the organism in Eukaryota, Metazoa, Arthropoda, Insecta, Diptera, Drosophilidae. The coding region runs from base 271 to 453 and encodes 60 amino acids.